Lachancea fermentati is the source of this 1758-nucleotide messenger RNA. The record is from the annotation of a GenBank genome assembly. NCBI's taxonomy places the organism in Eukaryota, Fungi, Ascomycota, Saccharomycetes, Saccharomycetales, Saccharomycetaceae.
AUGCGUAAUGAAGAUCCCAGGUUGAUUUUAAAUUAUGACGCUUACGACAGUUUGACCUCAGACGAGGAAGAUGUACAAAAGAUACAAUCUCGACUAGAUGAAUUAGAUAGACAAAAAGAGGAUUUAAGACAAAGGCUAGAGCAUAAAGCUGGAAGGAAAAUGGCGAAAAGACUUGAAACAGGCAUGAUCGAUGUAGAAGCCUCUCCGCGUAAAAAAACUGAGACUAAGACCAAGCUUGCUGUAACGGCGGAUAGUAUGCUUUCGGUAAGUUUGCCCAAAGAGAAUAUUAACGAGUUAAAAGUACGGAAAAAUGGUAUACCAUCCAACACAACGUCAUAUUUCGUGGAAAAUUUUGCGAUUUCAAGAAAUGUUCAUAAGGCUUCAGCGGAGAAGAAGGAGAAUCUGAUGAAAUGCCGAGUGCACACUUUCCGAGAUACUGAUAGUCAACGCGAUUACCAACCUACUACUGCCAAUGAACAAGAGGAGUUUUCAGGAAAAUGGAUUUCAAGACGUUAUAUACCCACUGAUGACCUUAGGACUGUUUUUAAAGAUAUGAAAAUACUUCGACUUCCUAAAUUGUUUAGCAAAGUUAGACCACCGAAAUUUGACGAGCCAGAUUAUGCAAACUGGGUUGCAAUAGGAAUUCUGAGUUUUAAGUCACCAAUCAAAAUGACCUCUUCAGAAAAACCUGCCAAAUAUUUCAAGAUGACACUCACUGACUUCAAAUUCAACUUAGAUGUUUACAUUUUUGGUAAUAAAAAUGUGGAGAAGUAUUAUAAUUUGAAGGUUAGUGAUGUAAUUGCCAUUCUUAAUCCUGACAUAUUGCCCUGGAGACCAACUGAAGUUAAUAAUGAUGAGUUUAAAGGGUCUGUCGUCAAAUCUUUCAAUUUAUCAAUCCGGCAUGAUUUCGAUUGCAUAUUAGAAAUUGGAACAAGCAGAGACUUAGGGUUUUGCGCCGUUUACAACAAAUCAUCAAGUAAGCCUUGUGGCGCUCCGAUCAACAAGUCUGCUGAGGAUCGGUGUCAAUACCAUCAAGAAAUCAGAAUUAGACAGGUUAAUGCACAAAGGCUGGAACUCAACGGAAAUAAGUCACUAAGAUCACCAACGAAAAACGGUAUCAGGCAGUCGUUGUAUGGAAAUUCUAAUAAGAGAGGCAGAAAGUUCGAGCUACUACCAGAUAAAUAUGCGCCUAAAGUACAAGAAAGGGAAUCAGAGAAUAUGCUUUAUUUUAGUAACCCUAACUCUGCAAAAGCUUUCUUUGAUGAUAGCUAUCAAAAUCCUGACAUCUUGACUAAUUUAGAAAACAAGCGAAGAAAGCUAAAGGACGAUCGCAAAGAUAAACAUCUGCGACAUUUUCUUGAUAAAGCAGUUGGGAAGUCUUCACAGAACAUUUUGCACAACAAGUCAGUGCAUCAACAGGAAGAAAUAAAGAGCACAACAAACCAUGCGAUCAACAGUGGCCUAGUAAAGAAUAUUGGAUUUGAUCCUACGCGCGGCAAAAUGAUGAGUGUUCUGCGGAACAGCGCAAAUGCUCUGCGAGACAACGAUGGAAAACAGUCCUUAGUUAAAGAUGUAAUGAAUAUCAGGAAGGAAAAAAUUGUACUAAAACCUUCUAAGAAAGAAAGAAAGAAUAGGCUUCAAAGAAGAGAAGAGGUCUGGGAGCAUCAUAUGAGCAGCAGAGAAGAUGAUAUCAAUGGUACUGUUGCCCCGGAUGGAGGCACUCUUGAUGAAAGUGACAGUGAACUGGAAAUAGUUUAG